AGUGAUCUUGAACAACAUACAUGUAUGCGAUCACAUACAGGCACUAAACCUUUUCCUUGCCAACAUUGUGAAAAGAGUUUUACACGGUCAAGUCAUCUAAAACGGCACAUGCUAUCACAUACAGGUGUUAAAUCUUUCCAUUGCCAACACUGUAAACAGAAUUUUUAUCGGCCAAAUGAACUUAAACAACAUAUGCGAACACAUACUGGUGAUAAACCUUUUCAGUGUCAACACUGUGAGAAAAGUUUUUAUCAGUCAUGUGAUCUUAAAAGGCAUUCGCGAACACAUACCGGUGAAAAACCUUUUCAUUGCCAACAGUGUGAAAAGAGUUUCAGUCAGUCUGAUAAUCUAAAACUGCAUAUGCGAACACAUACCGGUGAGAAACCAUAUCAUUGCCGUUAUUGUGUGAAGAGUUUCAUUCAGUCAAGCCAUCUAAAACAACACAUGUUAUCACAUACUGGUGAUAAACCUUUUCAGUGUCAACAUUGUGAGAAAAGUUUUUAUCGGUCAUGUGAUCUUAAAAAGCAUACGCGAACACAUACCGGGGAAAAACCUUUUCAUUGCCAACAGUGUGAAAAGAGUUUCAGUCAGUCUGAUAAUCUAAAACUGCAUAUGCGAACACAUACAGGUGAUAAACCAUAUCAUUGCCGUUAUUGUGAGAAGAGUUUCAUUCAGUCAAGCCAUCUAAAACAACACAUGUUAUCACAUACUGGUAAUAAACCUUUUCAGUGUCAACACUGUGAGAAAAGUUUUUAUCAGUCAUGUGAUCUUAAAAGGCAUACGCGAACACAUACCGGUGAAAAACCUUUUCAUUGCCAACAAUGCAAUAAAAGAUUUAGUCUAUUUGGUAAUCUAAAACAGCACAUGCGAAGACAUGAGAAACAGUUUCAUUCAAAACAAUUGAUACUUGGUAAUGAUGCAUACAUUGCUGAGAACUGCUUCAUUCUGGUGAACAAGUAUGCACCUAAUGAGCAACACAAGAAUUUGAUAGUUUUAAAAGAUGUAGUAUCUUACCUGAGAGAUUGUAUAUCUCAUCCUGAUGCAAGUAUAGUCUGGGGAGACCAUGAUGUUACAAGUAUUGGUGGAUUUUCUCUAGAUUCCAGUUCUAUUGCUCUAUGGCUAAUUGCAGUUUCCUUUCACCUCUCGCCUUUCCUCCAUUGUCAGACCUGA
Saccoglossus kowalevskii is the source of this 1170-nucleotide messenger RNA. RefSeq names its product zinc finger protein 180-like. Lineage: Eukaryota; Metazoa; Hemichordata; Enteropneusta; Harrimaniidae. The record is from RefSeq and is a predicted model, not a curated record.